This is a messenger RNA of Leptomonas pyrrhocoris, 1261 nucleotides long. RefSeq lists its product as hypothetical. The transcript has a single exon. Lineage: Eukaryota; Euglenozoa; Kinetoplastea; Trypanosomatida; Trypanosomatidae. The record is from RefSeq and is a predicted model, not a curated record. Bases 227 to 1261 code for a protein of 344 amino acids.
GCACUCACUCACCCACGCACACACCGACUGACUGAGCGAGAGUGCGAGAGACGGACGUCUCUUCAGUACUCUGCAUUGCGCCAAGAAAGGAAAGAGGAGGGCGUCUGUGCGUUCUGAUACAAGCAGAGCAACCAAGGACCUGACUAUCAAUUCUAUUAUUUAUUUAUUCUUCGUUCUUCAUUGGUGACCGCUACAGCCGUGUUUGUGUGUUUGCUUCCUUGCCGCCAUGUCGCUGCAACGAAGCCGUCUGCUGCGCUCUGCGUAUGAUGAGCUGGUGGUGGUGGGUAGCCGGUGGACGCAGAUGCUGGCCAACUCGCCGGAGGUCGCCGAGGCGGGGCCGCCGUACGUCCAGGCGCACCUCGCACUGCCCAAGGUGACGCUCAUUCCCACCCUGCACGUGGCGAGUAUGAAGUUCUACGACCGUGUGCUCGAGUACAUUGACCAGGCCGUGCGGCGCAACAAGGAAACGGUGGUGCUCCUGGAGGGUAUCUGCGACAGCAAUGCAGCGGAGAAGCAGCAGAUGCAGGAGUACAUCGAUAUUAUGCAGAAUCAGAGCUUGCAGCAGACGAUGAUCGCCAAGGCGGAUGACAACACCCUCUACUCCCCGGAGGUGAUGCGGGAGAUCUGCCAGGAGCUUGGCGUGCGCUACGACCUGCUGCAGUCUCUUGAGCCCACCGUGCGCCUGCAGGAGUGCUACUUGAAGCCGAAGCUCGCGGCGACCUGCGGACUGAAUUUGCGCAACAACGCCGACCUCGACAUGCACGAGGUGCAGAAACUACUCGAGGAGGAGACGGCGCGGCUGCAUUCGCGCGGCGAGAACUUGCCGUCCAGCGUGGCGGUUAGCCAGCUCGGCUCCUUCCCGAUCAUCCGCAAGCACCGAGAGCUCAAGGUGGCCACCGUGGCGCGGGCGUACUGCGAGGGCUGGUUUGAGAAGGAAAUCGACGCAGAGGUGAUCAUCCCCUGGGGAUACUUCCACUCGGAGGCGAUCAUACAUUACAUUCUGGAGGGCAACAAGCUGGUGGGCGGCAGCGUGCAGAAGGACGGAGAGGGCGGCGGCGCCGCGGGGUCGAGUGGCGCGGCGGGUGGGGAGCGCGGGGAUAGCGCGGGUAGCGGAGCCGCCGCCGUCGCCUCGCCGGCGCGAAAAGCUCCGCGGCUCGUCUUUGUCGAGGCCGAUGAGCUCAUUGCGAAGGUGCCGUUUAAUGUGCCGAAGGAGCUGAUUGAACCCGUGCAGGAUGCACCGCGUGCGAAACCACAAGGGUGA